CUGAUGUGCUCGUUGAUGUGCUUGGAUGGAAGAUCUGCCAAAAUCGACGCCAAUGCUGCUCGUGGGAUCUGUCAAGACGAAUGCAGUUCUAUCUCUGGGUGAUCAACAUGCUCGCCCACUCUGUCAGCACAGCCUUCGUCCCCCUCCUGCUGCCCCCCAAGGCUCCAUCUAUCGCUCAUCAUCCUUCCGUCAACCGGAGGGAGAGGUGGGCCGUCAUCAAGGGUGCAUCCACACCAGCAAGCGCCACGAAACAGCAGGGACCAUCACGGCCAGCGGCUUCUCGCCGCCGCCCCAGCAGCAGCGAGCAGAUACGACAAGCUGCGACGUCGGAUGAGCUGUUAGGCGUCUGCCAUCGCUACCGGGGCUCCCUUCGUCCCUUCACGUGCAGCGUGGCGCUGCUGCAGCUUUCCAAGGUUGCGCGAGGGGCUGAGCAGCUGCGGACCAUGAGAGAGGACAGUCGGUUCCAGCAGCUGGUGGAGGAGACCCUGGCGGGCAUCGACAAGAUGGAGCCAAGGUCACUGGCUACUUGUCUUUGGGCUCUGACAAGGUCAACAUGAUAAGACAAUAGGCAGGCGAGCCGGCCCACCCAUCAUGGCUGCAAGCCCCCAUUCACGCGUUCGCUUGUAUCGCAGACUGGGCGCCGAUGUUCCUCGUGAAUCCCUCGAUCGCUUCAGUGCCGCCAUCCUGGCGUACGCAGCGACGCCGGGUGCGUUUGAGGAGGCUGACAUGGGAUUCUUGUGGCAUGCCGUGGCCGAGGGAGGGAUCAGGCACGAUGCGGCGGUGAGGGCGCUGAUGCGGAUGACGAAGGAGAGCUUCGUCCGCGUGACGCCCCGUACUUUGGCUGCCAUGAUCAAGGCCAUAAGCAGAGGCCAGUGGAGGGACGAUGAAAUGCUAGAGGUUAGCGCUGACUGGGCACGCGAUGGACGUGUCUUCCAUAUCCUUUGUCUCUUCUGUCAGCUGUCCACCUCGCGGCUAUUGCGUGACCUCGCGGGUCGCCCUGAUACCGUCCCCAACAGUCUUGUGGCCACGGCUUUACCUGCGUUAGGGGACCUUGGCCACCACCCGCCCUCUCUGCUGCCCCUCACUGCGCAAUAUCUGAUGUCAGCAUCACCUCACGCCGACCUCGCUACCAAGUGGAGAAGGGGAAGCAUCGCGCCGUUCAUGAGAGGACUGUGUCAGCAUCUCGCCGCAGUGUAUCCCGACGGAAGCAACCCACCUCAGACGCUGAUCGACCUGGCAACGCAUUGGUCUCGGAGUCUGUUGCCGCUUCUUGAUGGCACCCCAUCAUCUCUUCUUGAUGCGAUCACCAUGGUUAUGGUGCGGCUGACCUAUGGAGGGCCUUUCAGGUGCCAUUAUCUGGAUGAAGAGACCCAUUUUGGGCGUGCUGCCGUGGAGGGCUUCUUUGUUGCGCUCAAGAGCGCGUGGCUGGCUAGAAUCGAGACGGCCGAGGGACGAAAGGACAUCGAAAGUGCAGAAUGCUCCAACGCCAUCGCCUUCCUCAAAGCUCGAGGCGAGCACGAGGCCGCAGACGAGCUGGCUAUCAUGCACUCUGGCGACAGGAUGGGCCAGGCAGCUUUCAGCCGGACGCUCUCGCGAGAUAUCGAGACUCUCUCGUGGGACGACCUGCUCAGCCGAUGCUGUUCCUUUCGCCUCGACGAUCACCGCGCGGGCAUCCCCUUCCUCGAUGCAACCAAUCUCGCUCUCGCCAUUGCAGGCAUUUCCGUUACGGCCGUGGACAUGGAAAGGCGGAGAGACCUCUUUACCGACCAUAGAUUCCUGGCCCUCGUCGCACGUGCCGUCGACAAGAUGCGCACGGCCGAUUUGAUGCUACAGGCCAACGCCGUGAGCAGCCUCGCGAAGCUUGGCUGGUGGGAAGGCGUGGCGGAGGGCGACCUGGGGCUAGAGUGGCGGUCAUAUGAGACGCUGGUUUGCAAUGCACUGGCCGCAGCGGAGAGGGAAGCGGGUGAGGGAAGGGUGGACUGGCAGGCAGUGGCCACGUUGGUAUGGGCGGUUGGUCACGUGGGGGUCGCCACUGAUGGCAUCCGCCAGGUGAGCAGCGCCAGGCAAAAGGCAGGCAGAGACAUCCAAUCAUCUCAUUGAUUUCCCUUUCCUUCCAGCGCCUGUCAUCUCUCCUGUCUCGCUGCUCGCCCGACGGCGACGCGCUUCGCGAAAUCGGGGCCAUCGCAACCAUGUUAUUCGGAUUGGGGUCACUCCAGUGGACGGCAGGGGAUAAUUUCACACGGCUCGUCCAGCACUAUGUGGUCCGUGUUAACGGCAGGCGGCCUGAGAAGACGUCACAGGGCCUCGCGAACGUAGUCUGGGCAAUGGGGAAGCUGAAAUGGAGGGAUGACAAGACGCUCAAGGUCAGCAACGCUGGGGGUCUCCUCACUUGCUUACCCCUACACUAUGGCGUUUUCGCAGGCUCUCGAGCCCAUAGUGAUCCACCACCUGAACCAUACCCAGCCCGAAGGCAUGUCGCAGAUUCUGUGGGCCAUGGGUCGACUGAAAUGGUCGUCGUCUCGUCUGCUCGACGCCGUGGCCACAGCCAUCUGCAGCCGCGAGGAUAGUCUUGCAGCCGCGAGCAUAAGAGAUGCUGACUUGAUGCUGCUGACGAUGGCCAGCUUGGGAUGGCGAGACGAAAGGCUGCUGUCAAGGGUGGAGAGGUGCGUGCGGGAGGAAGCGUCGGAGGCAACACCUGAGGUCAGGGGAUGGAUGGAUGAAUGGAUGUGUGGACAGACACACGUCUGCCUCCCUGUGUUGUGUGUGUGUCAGGAGUGUGGGUCGCUGAUAUGGGCUGCGGGUGAGCUGCAGUGGGACUCCCCUCCCCUACUGACCAAACUCACCGACACCCUGCAACGGCACAUCAGGUACCACUCACUACCCACACACAUGCAUUGCAUUGCAUUGCAUUCACGCACACAUGAAUGAAUACACUCGCGUGUGUAUUGCAUUGCUGUCCUCCAAAGUGUAUGUGGCGGUGGUGCGACCUCCCUCUCGCCCAAGACAAUUUACCUCACCCUGCACGGCCUUCGCAUGCUACAGCACAGCGACCAUCUGCUCGUGGGGCAGAUGGUGGCCCUGGUCCCCUCUCUGCUGCAGAGCAUGACGGCAGAGAGUGAGAUGGACCCGGCCAUCGAGCGGCUGCUGAAUGAGUUGAGCCAGCUUCCACCGAUUGAUGCCUCACUCGACAGUCUCAUGCUCGACAGCGUUGCUGCGGUGAGUGGGGCGAGAGGGUGAGUGCACAGAGGGCGGCGGCGGUAGUGAUCCUUCCCUGUACUUUUCUGUCAGUACGUGUCCGGCCACAUAUCGCAUGCUGACGAGGGCACACUCCGUGCGGCUGUGAGGUUGUUCGCAGCGCGUGGCGACGUCAUGGAGCUGAUCAGGUCUAUCACCGAAGCCGCAACAACAGCUCAAUACGACGAUGCAGCCAAGAGAAAGGUAUUUAUUACACAGGUCUCCCCUCAACCCUCACACAACACAACCGUGUCUGUGUCCUCGUUCCUGUCUGUCAUCAGGCAGCCCGGCGGGCUCUUCUCGUGUACCAUCGCACCGGCAUGGCCCCUGACGACCCCCGCACGCUGUCAUGGCUGCUCGACGCAUCCCUCCAGGAAUUGCAUGAAGAGGACACGUCUUCUCUGGUCAGCCUCCUCUCAACUCACAGAAGCAUCGGGGGGCUUGGCAACAGGCGGAUGGAGCCGUUGCUGACGGAGCUGGGGGGUAGACUGAAUGAGGGUAACAUGACCCUACAUGAGGUGACGGGACUCCUGGAUGGCCUGGUGGACCGCUAUCCGUCGUUCGUGGAGGACCACCGUGACGCCAUCGCCAAACAGGUGCGUCUUCAUGUGCAGCACACACGUCCAUGCGAUAUGGAAUGUCUGUUGCCUGCCGGAUCAGGUGACGGCCGCAGUGGAGCGAUCGCGACCUUCUCACAGUGUUCCCGACCCACGAGAGCCAUCCAAGCGACUCGCCGACCUGUGGAGGCUUGCCCGGAUCACCCCACGGGUGUUCGACGGUGUCCCUGAGGCCGUCGUGGUGGCCCUUGCAUCGGCAAACGUGGAGGGCGUGCAAUGGGAGCGGAAACGACGCGUGCACUUGCUGCUGACGCUGUGCAAGCUCUUGCGUGACCAGCAAAUGAAGAAGAAAACGGAGAGGCUGCUCGUUAAGGCGAUUGAGGAACGGAUCGCGGAUGUCGUACUCCCUGCCAAGGACACAUCCUCUCUCGAGGCCGACGAGACGGCGGCACUCGGGCUGGCCUUGGCCUACAUGCACCAGCAUCAGCACGGCAAACGGCUGGCUGACGCGUAUCCGGCCUUCUACACAUCGCUGAUGGACACCAUCCUCACAGUUCUAUUGUACCACCGCACAGCCCUCGACCCUUCAUCCAUCGCCAGCCUCAUUUUCGCCGUCGUACAUCUCCCGGGUGUGUUGCCACAGUCGGCGGUCGACAUGGUCAUCUCUCGCGCGCUGAGGGAGGAACCAUCUGCGCGCGUGGCGGCCAUCUUGUGUCGUUAUGUGGCGAUCGGAGGCGCGGCUGCCAGCUGGCGACCUGUGAAUAUGAUGGUUGACCGGUUGGCGGCGGAUCAUGACGCGGGAGAGGUCCGACGAGCCUUGAGGGUGUUCGAACGCGCUGAGCUGGGGCGGGCUGAUGCACAAGUGGGCUGGGCUAAAUGGGGGGAGAGAGUGAAGAGGGACGUGGUCAGGUCACUUCACUCACGUGUCUGUGCUGUGUGUGUGUGUAUGGUAUGGGUGGGGUGGAUGCAGCGCCUGGUCGACGUCAUUCUUGAGCGCGGUCUGUCACGUCAUUAUGGGCCCCCUGACGUCGUCAUGGCUGUGCUGGAUAUUGCCGUGGAAGUUGCGAGGAGGGCUGACGUGGCCGAAGGGGUGAGGGAGCGGGUGGAGCAGUACCUGGCGGGCCCUCUCACAGACACGAAAUCGCUCAGCAGGUGAAUGGAAUUUGAAAGGCAUUCAUUCAUUCAUGUUCGAGCUGCUUCCAUCGACUGGGCGGUCCAUUCCAUGUGUGUGCUGUGCUGUGCUGUUGUGUCAGGAUGGACAUGAGGGCUCUGCGUCGAUUGAUUGGGCUAAUGGCGUUCGCAGAGGACGGCAAAAGGAUGACCGCCGAGGCAGACCUCACCACAUGGAGGGUAACUAACACAACCCAAGAAGCACGCAACCUUCUUUGCUGUACUCCCCUGGUGCCUGGUUGUGGCUGUCUCUCAUUUUAGGCCAUUUGCGAGCGAUACAUAAGCCUCUUGGCGUCAGCCGACCUCCCGGCCACCCUGCUCACGUUCGAGCAUCUCGCCAAUGCCCGAGUGCAUCACCCCGCCCUCAUGGAGGCACUCGCCACUGCCAUCGAGUAUCGUGGUUCCCUGGACACGAUAAGUCCAGCUCUGGUGUGUCGAUGCGCAUCGGCUCUGACGCUCUGUGCUCCGACGGAUGGGUUGAGGAGAUGUGCUGCUCUCAUCGCAGAUACCGCUGGUGUGUGAGCUGCGCACACAACACUUGCCAUGCCAUGGGUCAGCCAUUUGGUGUAGGGUAGGCAUGACUAACUGGUGUGCAAAUGUCUGUCAGAUCGGCGGCAGCUGGACCUUGACUUGGUCGUCGCGUCGAUUAUUGGCCGUGCGCUCGCCGUAUGUGGGGUGUUUGAGCCGGCUGGGCUGUUCAAGCGCAUCUUCUCACACGCUGCGGUGCUCACGGCCGACAAGGCAAUGGACGAGGCGACACAGAUUGUGGCAUCCCGGCUGCAGCAGGCUCGCCUUGCGUGGGAGGUUGAGUGCGGUUCCCUUCCAACAUCACCGACAGAGCCACAGCCGCCGCCGGCCACUCGUCCACAAGCGUCAUCCUGGGUCGACCAAUGCGCCGACGAUCUGCAAGACACCGACGCGGCCAUCGAUGAGCAGGGGUCUGAAUGGAGCAGCGAUGGGGGAGAGGACAACAAGUGGGUCGUUCCGGGGGCUGUGGGUGGGGGAGGGGUGCGGGCACUGGCAAGGUGGCAGAGGGCGCUCACGGUGGUCGGGGAGGAGGUGGCCACCAAGUCAUCUCGCCUGCACACACUCGUGUCGGACCAGCUCGAUGCUCUCGGCGUCCUACAUGAGAACGAGGCCGUCACAAAGGAGGGCGUCUCGAUCGAUGUCCGAAUCACACUGGUAAGGUGAACCGACCCACGCACAUAUCCAUGGCCGGCCACCUGUGCUGUCGUUGUGUGGUGGCUUGGCUGUGCUGUGCUGUGCAGCGGGGUCAUGAGAAAGUUGCCAUCGAGGUUGACGGCCCGAAGCACUUUGUCCGAGACGUCACUACGGUCAGUCAGUCAGCCAACCAGACAGUCGGUCGGCACGUAGCCACCCACUCCAUGUAUGUGUGAAUAUGUCGACCGCUCUGUUGUCUGUGUGUCAAUGACUCCUCCGGUCACUCAUGUAUGUCAGGGUGCCUUCAUCGCCCACGCCACCGCCGUCCACAAGCGACGAACGCUGGCCAGCAGAGGCUGGAAAGUCAUCUCGCUCGACUUCCUCUCCAUCGACCAGCGAGGCAUUUCCUAUGUGCAAGAUGAGCUCACACGUGCGGGAGUCCUGGCAAGUGCCGCUGGGUGUGAUGAUGACGACCCCAUUGACCUGCUCAAGAAGCUGCGGGUUAGAAACAACAAAGGUCGGGGGCUGGGCAUCGCGUGGAGCGAGAAGGAUCGGUGUUUUCGCGUCCGUCUGCAGCACGGAGGAAGGAGGCAUGACCUGGGCAAGUUCGCGGCCAGGCGGGGAGGGGUGGGGGUGGCUCUCGACAAGGCCCUGGCAGCGAGGAAUGGAUUGGCUGCGCAGCUGGGGCUGCCACUAGUGGAGGGCGUGUGACGGGAUGAGUGUGGGCUUAUGCAUGCGAGCGCUUUUUCUGUUGAUACGACCGUCUUGUAGCGCAGAACUCCUCUGUGGC
Messenger RNA from Vitrella brassicaformis, 6912 nucleotides. The record is from the annotation of a GenBank genome assembly. NCBI's taxonomy places the organism in Eukaryota, Vitrellaceae.